GCAGACUUCACAGAAGCUCUCUAGCUUUAUCCCCGUUAUACUAAUCCGCUGGAGGUUUUAUCAGUAUAAGGGGGAGUCUGCAUGGGAGGAAUUGCCUGACGGCGACAAUUACAUAUGGAAAAUUGGAUUUAAACUUCAUUGAAAGAUUCAGGAAACACAUUGUACAGUUUCAAAGGCGCGGUGAAUGACUACACGGGAACAGAUAAAAGGACGGAGCACAGAUUUAUCAGCAGACAUCAGCGGCGCUGGAAUAUAAACAUGGAUGACGGGCAGCGGCGCUGUCUUUGAGGAAUUAAGGCCGAACCUGUUUUUGUUUGUUUUCUUUUGUGCACGCCGCAUGAUUUUGAAGCUACGUUUAUGUUUUUGCUUUUAAGGCGUGACGUGCCCUUUUCUGAUCAGCUUGUGGAGAAAGUUGUUGGGAUGGCUCCUGGGUCUCUAGCCACAAUGGCCCCUGCUGGACCCAACAUCUCCUGGUUUCCAGAGGCUCCUCUGCUCACUCUAGAGCAGCCCAUCUUCCUCAUGACGACCACAGCACAGGCAGUGUCAGGCUUCUUUGUGUGGACAGCACUUCUACUCACCUGCCACCAGAUCUACAUGCAUCUGCGUUACUACAGCUCUCCCAAGGAGCAGAGGCACAUAGUACGCAUCCUUUUCAUCGUACCCAUCUAUGCCUUUGACUCCUGGCUCAGCCUUCUCUUCUUUACCAACGACCAGUACUAUGUUUACUUUGACACAGUCAGGGACUGUUAUGAGGCGUUUGUGAUCUAUAACUUCUUGAGCCUCUGUUAUGAAUACCUUGGAGGUGAGAGUGCUAUCAUGGCUGAGAUCAGAGGAAAACCCAUUGAGUCCAGCUGUAUAUAUGGAACGUGCUGUCUGUGGGGCAAGACCUACUCUAUCGGCUUCCUUAGAUUCUGCAAACAGGCCACUUUACAAUUCUGUGUUGUAAAACCUCUAAUGGCGAUGAUCACCGUCAUCCUGCAGGCCUUUGGGAAAUAUCGGGAUGGGGAUUUCAAUGUUGCUAGCGGUUACCUUUAUGCGACCAUCAUUUAUAACAUCUCUGUCAGCUUGUCCCUCUACGCCCUCUUCCUGUUCUACUUCGCUACCCGAGACCUCCUCAGCCCGUACAGGCCCAUGCUCAAGUUCUUCAUGGUCAAAUCUGUCAUCUUCCUCUCCUUCUGGCAAGGCAUGCUACUGGCCAUUCUGGAGAAGUGUGGUGCAAUUCCUCAGAUCAGCUCUCCUGAGGUUUCUGUUGGCGAGGGAACCGUUGCAGCCGGCUACCAGAACUUCAUCAUUUGCAUUGAGAUGUUCUUUGCCGCCUUGGCUCUGCGACAUGCAUUCACAUACAAAGUCUACAUGGACAAGAGACUGGAUUCCCUUGGCCCUGUUCCUACAUAUGGACAGUACGGUCAUUGUGCCCCCAUGAAGAGCAUCUCCAGCAGCUUGAAGGAAACCAUGAACCCUGGAGACAUGGUUCAGGAUGCCAUCCACAACUUCUCCCCAGCGUACCAACAGUACACACAGCAGUCCACCCUGGAGCAAGGAGUCACUGCACCACCAAUCUCUCGCAAUCACAGCUCAGUGAGCUCCCGGGACAAUGAGAAAACCCUACUGCUUAGCUCUGAUGAUGAGUUUUAAUGUACUCCUCUUUGAAACACUUUGUCCUAAGUAAAGGUACUCAAUAAGGGACCGUUUAUUGCUGUUCUAGUGUAAUGAUGUUAUGUUAACACAGGGACAAGUUAUUAAAGGACCAUCUAAAGCAAGUAGUUUAUGAAUCCUAGUGUGUCCUAGUGCAUUAGAAUACGGAAAUGAAGCUGCUUAUGCUUAGUAGUAACAUGCCAAAACAGACUUAAACUAUUUUGCUGCGCUUUGUCUGAUAAUGUUUAUACACAGAGUUAAAUAAUAAUAAUACUCUCAUCUAUACUUUGAAUUUUUAGCCAAAACAUCCUAUGUGGUCUGACAUUUUCAGAAUUUGAAUUGUAUUUUUUAUGCUUUUUGUUUUACAUAGGGGGUGCUUGAGCAUCCCAUCAUAUUUAUAAAGAGCAUUGUAUUUGAGGCCCCCUGUUCAACAGGGAUUUGGCCAAGUUACUUUCCUUUUGUUUUUGAUUUACACGUUUUUGCAUUUCAACAGUGUUUAUAGCUUCCCCAGUGAUUUAACUGUGGUUGUGAAAUAAGAGAGUCUAGUGUCGGAAAGGGGGUGCCAGCUGUAACAUGCUGCCGUUGUUUUGAUCAAUGAAUCAAGGGACAGUGCAGGAGUGGCAGAUAGCCGAGGAGAAGUUGAUGGUCCAUGAUAAGAUUACAGAUUAAGAGAAAGCUGCUCUAGGCUUGGAUAGGAGUUAGCAGUGUUCAGAUGUCUGGAUUGUAAGGCUGUAAUUGGGGCAUUACUUGUCUGGUGCAGAUUAGCACAGGCUUUCAUCAAAGUGUGGCCGCCCUAGACCACUGCAGUAAAGCCACUAUCUAGCUUAGCGGUUUAAAAAAUACAUUUUGGUUAUGCUCCUGGAGUAUGGUAGCUUUGGCUUCUCUCUUCCUCAAGCUUUUCACAGAGAACAUCUCUUCAAAAUAAUUGCAUUAUAGCACAGUAAAAUGCCAUUUGGUUUUAUCUGUGUCAAUUUGUGGCCAACUGAGAAUGAGGAAAAUGUAUGAUUUCAAUGUCUGAAAGCUGCUUAAAAUGGGCACCAUUUCUAGAUAUCCCACUAGAGGGAAGCACAUCUCAAAGUUCACUUACAUUCACUUUUUCCUUAUCUUUAUGGGACAUGCCCAUUACCAUUGACCCUUUGAGAGCCACACCAAAGUCUCUCCCAUUGUUCAGAAGCAUUCACCUUCACACUUUAACUCUUCAGAUAGCACUAAGCCCUCAAUAACAAAGCUUGAUACUUGUGGGUUGUUAGAUAACAUUUCUGGAGUUACAUAUUAACUGCCUACCUAUUCUUUUAUUGGAACAAUAUAUAGGCCAGUAUAAAACAAAGCGGCUGGAACAAAGUAUGAGUAAGUAUGGUACCUGCUUAUAGAGGGCUAGCGGUUUGCAGUGCAUUCUUUAUACAGGGAGGAUGACUUAAUAUAGACGUUAUUGUAAUUUUACAUUUUUGUAUAUGUAGUGGAAAUCAAAAUAUCCUAGUUGGCAAGCUAUCUCGAUAUUGUGACGUUUAUUCAGAGAGUUACGCCUAAAGUGAUUUGAAAUAGUAAUUUAAAAGACAGGAAAUGCUGUUACACUUGAAAUAAAAUAUUUUGUUCAACGCUAAGAUGUUGAGACAUUUGUACUGUCAUGUUAUUUUCAAAUGAGCAUAAUGAAUUACUAUAUCAAAGAUCGUGCUUCUAUUUUUUCCCUUUUAUGCUCUGACAAAUACCUAGGAAACAAUAAAGAAU
This is a messenger RNA of Xyrauchen texanus (razorback sucker), 3360 nucleotides long. RefSeq names its product transmembrane protein 184ba (gene tmem184ba). NCBI's taxonomy places the organism in Eukaryota, Metazoa, Chordata, Actinopteri, Cypriniformes, Catostomidae. The transcript is spliced from 10 exons. The record is from RefSeq and is a predicted model, not a curated record. Bases 358 to 1635 code for a protein of 425 amino acids. Gene Ontology annotation, biological process: transport. Gene Ontology annotation, molecular function: transporter activity.